This is a messenger RNA of Lytechinus pictus (painted urchin), 4486 nucleotides long. Its product is annotated as nucleoside diphosphate kinase homolog 5-like. The record is from RefSeq and is a predicted model, not a curated record. Gene Ontology annotation, biological process: GTP biosynthetic process; UTP biosynthetic process; negative regulation of oxidative stress-induced intrinsic apoptotic signaling pathway. The coding region runs from base 97 to 750 and encodes 217 amino acids. Gene Ontology annotation, molecular function: nucleoside diphosphate kinase activity. NCBI's taxonomy places the organism in Eukaryota, Metazoa, Echinodermata, Echinoidea, Temnopleuroida, Toxopneustidae. The transcript has 5 exons. Gene Ontology annotation, cellular component: cilium.
AAUGAACGCAGAGGGCGCUUUAUAUUUUGUUACUUGGCAACAGAAGCAGCUGACAUCGAGAUUUCGUGGGCUAAUAUUCUCUGAAAAAUCACCAAAAUGCCUCAAAACGACAUAGAGAACAGAAUGAUGGAGCCUCCUCAGGUCUAUGUAGAAAGGACUCUUGCACUUAUAAAACCAGAUGCAAUCGACAGAGCAGUCGAAAUCGAGGAAAUUAUCCUGCAGUCGGGUUUCACUAUUUUGCAGAAACGUAGAGUGCACCUCACACCGGAACAGAUGAGUGAUUUCUAUGCAGAACACUUUGGAAAGAUGUUCUUCCCGAGUCUUGUUGCUUACAUGAGCAGUGGCCCUAUCAUUGCCAUGGUCCUGGCCAGGGAGAAUGCAAUCGGCUACUGGAGAGAACUCUGUGGCCCAACCAAUAGCAUGAAAGCAAGAGAGACACAUCCUGAUAGCAUCCGUGCCAUGUAUGGAAUUGAUGAUCAACAGAAUGCUGUCCAUGGGAGCGAUGGCUAUCAUAAUUCAGAAAGAGAAAUCAGAUUCAUGUUCCCAGAUAGUGUAAUUGAGCCCAUUCCUGCUGGUCAAGUAGCUAAGGACUAUCUUGCUAAGGUGGUGAACCCAACUCUUCUUAAAGGACUCACAGAGCUCUGCAAACAGAAGCCAAAAGACCCAGUAAUCUGGUUAGCUGACUGGCUACUGGUGAACAACCCCAACAAACCAACUAUCAAUGAGGGAUUCUCAGUUGAGGAGCCAUAAAAACUGCAUUCUCAAUAAUGAACUGAAUUUCGAUGAACAAUAUUAUUCUUGAUCUCAUCCAAGAGGAAAGCAUGUGACAGGCACAUUUGAAAAGAGUCUGCCUUUUCAUCUAGAACCUCAGAGGAGGGAUUUACUUUGAAUUUGAUCCGUACAAACAUUGGUUACGUAACAGUGUUUUUACUACAUAGAGGACAUGCAGUUGAUGGGCGUGUCUGAAUCAAGUUUGGCUUUCGUUUAGAAGCCAUGGAUGUAUUUCAGUCUCACUUUUUGUUCUGACUUGCCCUCUCACACAUUCUUUGCUCACAGGAGAAUAUUAUUAAUCAAGUGCUCACAAAUACUAACACUUAUUAAUGCAACCAAAAACCUCACUUGAUUAUCUAUGUGUACUAUCCAGUGUAUGAUUCAGUUAAAUAUGAAGGUGUAAUUUAUAUGGUGUAUAUUUGAUAUGCCUUCUGUAACUUAUCUUUGUAUUUAUUGUAAGCACUUUUCAUUCUUGCUGGAAAGGAAAUUGGAAAUACUUGAAAAUAUCAGAGAAUCUAUGUGGAUGUGAAGUUUAGCAAUUUGCAUUUUCAAAGGAACUCUAUUUGUACAUAAAUUUUUAUGAACUUGACAAAAUCUACAUGUAAAUUAUAACCAUAGUCUCUUUUUUUUAUAUGUCUUUAUUGUGCAUUUCAAAUUUGGUAUUGUCAUUAUUUAUUAUAUUUUUAGUUGAUCUCUAUUACACAAGGAUUAUUUCAUGAUCAUCCACUUAUUAUAAUACCUCAGUCACAUUUCCCUACGGCGGCCGUACGGCAAGUCGAAAACGUCCAUUUUAUUCACUUUUUGUACCAGCUACAUAUAGGUGGCUUGAAUGAAAAUGAAUAAAACUGCUGUUUUUGACUCACCGUAUGACCACCGUAUAUGAAAUGUGACUGAGGUAUUAGUCUUAUUCCACUCUGUUAUUUGUGUCAAUGCCAAUAAGUACAAGAGAGAUUUUUCACCUUAUAUUGGCUUGUUAUACCGAUUGCUCAUGUUGAAGGUUGAAGAGGAGAAAGAAAUGUCCCAUUGAAAAAAAAACCUAUGGACCCUCAAAGAAAAUUUGACAUCCCAGAAGAGGUUGAAAGGCAGUAUUUCAGCCACUCUCAUAAAGUCUUGUUUUCCUGACCGAUUGAUAAGAUUCUCAAUCGUUAUGAUCCUGACAAUUUACAAAUAAAUCUCUCCGAAUUCUUUCUUUAUCUCUUUUAUUUUUUCUGUACAGCUGUGAAUAAUUGUAAAUCUGUUUAUAUUUGAAAGAAGUAAAUGAAAAACAAAACAAAAAAUUCUUUGUUCUGAUUAUGCUUAAUUGUGUACUCUCUGGAAAUUUUAAUAUCAAUAAACAUGUUCUUUGUUGAUUCUUACACAAAAUUUCAAAGCAUAAUGCGCUUUAUACCAAGGAGAAUUUCAUGAAACAAAUACAUGUAGAAUCUUGUCAUUUUUUGUUUGGGUAAAUUGCAAUGUUACACUUACACCAAACAAUGAGUCCACAGAUACUUAACACCUUUUUCAAAAGAAAACCACUUUUAUCCAAACUAGUGAUACAUAUUCAUUAAUGAGCUGUCUGAAAAGGUGAGAAGACAAAAUGAUAGAAUGGUGAGCAUUUGAGAAUGGAAAAAAGUCGGAAAAUGGUAGAAAAUGAGAAAGAUUACGGUAUUAAAGAGUGAGGGAAUGGAAUAGCACAAUGACAAGGAUGAAAAGUGGUGAAGACUGGAUUUGGGAUUGUUGAAAGGAUGAAAACAGAAAAUGUUUAAGAAAUAAGCAACAGGAAAGAUAGUUGAGCAAGUAAAGAUAGUUGAAAUGUAAAUUUUCGGGUAUCAUGAAGACGUUUUACUGAAUUUUCCAGUCCUGUUUCAUCCUUCUAUCCCCUCCCCCCACUUGUGCUUUCUGUUUGUCACUUUCCUCCUCACAAGAUCUUCCUUUUUUCUCAUUAACCAUCUCUUUAUCCCCCCCCCCCCAAUUCUAUUUUAUUUUUCUCUGUCCAAUAUUCCCCUUCUAAUCUUUUUCCCUACCCCUCUCUCCAUUUCUCUCUCUCUUUCGCUGUUACUCGCUAUAUCUACACACACUCUGAUAGAAAUGAUAUUUCAAUUGCUCCCUAGAAAUUGUUUCCUUAAUGCCCAUCAAUUUCUUCAUAAUAUAACCAAUGAGAUGAUUCACUAGCAGCUAGAAUUAAUUACAAGCAAGAUAGAAUUGAUAUCACUGGCUCCAUUCAACUUUCAAAUCUAAAUUCAGUUGUCCGUAAAUAGGAAUUAACAAAAUCAAUUGACAGACUUGUGGUGAGGAUGAACAUUGGCAUGAAUGGCUUGACAUAUGUAUGCUCAUUAUGAAAUAUAUGGAAAUGACUGUUUAAAAUGUUCAAUAUAAUUUAACAGAUCAAUUCAGAGGACAAACAUUAGCUUGAAAGCCUGCCAUAGGUACGUUUUAGGAAUUGUAUAUUCUUUAUUUUGCCCUUGUAACCAUAUACUAACAAUAAGAAAGGUAAGCUAAGAAAAAACAACGAAUAGAAUGAAUAUUAAUAGAAUAGAAAUGUUCAUAAUUUAUUUGUAAAAUGAUAGCACAUAGCACUUGUAUGAUAUAUUAUAAAAGUACAGUAGGCACUCAAGAUUGCAUAUAAAAAGAUUGUGCAUUUCAUUGAUCAAAUCAAUGUCACAUGAUACAUGUAUAGUCAUAAUUACAAAUGAUUUAGAAACAGUUAUAUUAUUAUUAGAAAAGCUGGUGAAGUCUAUAUUCUCUUAAAUUUAUUAACAAAAGUCUAAUUUCAAACAUAAUGAUCAUAACAGCUAUAUAUCGGUACUACAGUAAAUAAUCAUGAAUUAAUAAUAUACGUUUGAUAACCAGUGGUAUCAUACAUACAUGUAACUAACAGUGAAGUGUCAUCGCCAGCCAAUUUCUGGUGGUAGUAGGGUGUAACACUCUACUGCGAUAUUAGAGAAUCUGCUGGCAUUGAACAUGAAAAUGUGUUUGAAAUCUCAGGGGAAAUAUGGACCGGUCAAAUGGGCUUGAUGUUACAUCUUGUGCCCAUAUCAAUUUUUGACUGGUGGUAGGCUUUUUAUCAGCACUGAUCGCUGUACUGAAAACAGUGUUACUAUCCCAUCAGAUGACACCAAUGCUAGAAGGAAACUGAUUCUUUUUUUUCUUAAAUAUAUGAUAGCUUGAUCCAUGCUCUGAACAAUUAGAUUCAUGAUCAAAGAACAUUUGUAAAUCUAUGAAAGAGUAUGAUUUGAAGUAUCACUUAAAACACCACAGCAAACUUUACGAUUUGAAACUGCAUUAUAGUAUCUAUUUUUCAUGGGUAACAAACACUAAACAUACAAUAAAUUUACUAAUUCUUGAAAUCAUAGAAAAUUUACAUCAUUGUAAGGUUCAAAAGUUUCUCAUGCUAGCUUCUAUGACAGAUAAUUUUAAUAAUACGCUACUCGUUAUCAUGAACAAAUUUAAUGCACAUCUUAUUUUGUAAGAAAUUUAUGACCCUUUGUCACAACAUUCAUAAAAUUUAGUUUGAGGACCAAUUUUGACCUUCCAUAUCUGUAUACGUAUCACAAAUCAACAGUGUUAUAGCUACAGUGUACAACAGAAGAUUUCUGACCACCACUCAUGAAAAACACUGCUUCCAUCCACCACUAAUUUCAAAUGAAAAGUGUGUCAAAACUAACUCCUUGCAAAGAGCCAUUGAACUUGCGUUCAUUUCCAUCUUUAAUCAUGUGUCAUUUGCAUAAUAUUAGAU